Rubroshorea leprosula is the source of this 771-nucleotide messenger RNA. Lineage: Eukaryota; Viridiplantae; Streptophyta; Magnoliopsida; Malvales; Dipterocarpaceae. The record is from the annotation of a GenBank genome assembly.
AUGAAUUAAACAUAAUUAGUUUUAAUUUUUUCAUCUUCUUCUUUCUCUUCUUCUUUCUCCUCAUCCUUACCCUCCUCUUUUUCUUCAGAAUCAUCUUCAUCAUCUUGGGUUCCUCGUGGAACCCAGUGUGGGGUUCACAAGGAACCCAGAUCUGGGUUCCUCAUGAAACCCAGCACUGGGUUAGCGAGGAACCCAGAGCUGGGUUUCGAGAGGAACCUAGACCUGGGUUCCUCUCGAAACCCAGCAUUGGGUUUGCAGGAGAACCCAGCACUGGGUUCCACGAGGGAACCCAAAUCUGGGUUUCGCGCGAGCCCAGUGUUGGGUUCACAAGGAACCCAGAUCUGGGUUCCUCAUGAAACCCAGCACUGGGUUAGCGAGGAACCCAGAGCUGGGUUAGCGAGGAACCCAGAGCUGGGUUUCGCACAAACCCAGGUCUGGGUUCCUCGUGGAAUCCAUCUGGGUUCCUCUCAAAACCCAGCAUUGGGUCCGCGGGAGAACCCAGAUCUGGGUUUCGCGCAAGCCUAGUGCUGGGUUCUGAUUGUUUUUUUCUUUUUUAUUUUAAGUGUAUCUAUCCAGAAUGAAAAUAAAUUUUCAUAUUCAGUUUUGAAUUAGAGAUGUUAAGUUCAGGUUCAUUGCAAAACCGAAAUCAUGUUUGCUGUUUGAGUUUGAAACUGCAAGUGAUAAGUUCAUGUUGUGUUUAUGUUGCUAUUAACUUCAUAAUUUGUUUCAUUUAUGCCCUAGAUUUAACUAGAAGAAAGGGUUGAAAAUUUG